GUUAUGAUGACCCAGUAAAUAUUACUCUACUGCAGGAUUUUGUAUGAGGAGUGACUCAAUUUCACCUAGACUUUUAACAGUGCAUUUUUUUUAAGUAACUAUUUCAAAAUAGAACUGUUAAUAAGGGUGUUACAAAAUACUGUUCUCGGAUAUUGGAAAUACACUGUACACUGCACAGCACUACUGUUUUACUUUUUAUCUCCUGGAUAACAUUUAUUAUUACAUCUAUUGGAAAAAAUCUGGCCCCAAGGUAAAGACUUCUAAAUAUGCCAACUGUAAGUAGAGGGCUAUAUAAAUGGUUGCUAUGGAGAGGCGCUACCUUGGAAGACUUUGCAGACAGACUAAAUCAUUUCUGGACUUUCGGCCUCCUACUUAUAUUAGCCUGCAUUAUAAGCUGGAAGCAGGGCUACAACUCGCCUAUAAGUUGUUGGGUACCAGCUCAAUUUACAGACAGUUUUACAAGCUACACACAUCAACAUUGUUGGAACAGUUAUUUCAUCCAGUAUCCACGCGAUAUUGAAAAAGCUGAAAAGGAAAUUCUCGAGAUGGAGAUGAAUAUAUCCUUGCCAGAUAUAUCUUUCGUUACAUAUGAACCGAAAGCGGUAUCUGUAAAUAGCGAAAGUCUUGAUGAAACUGACAGUCUUCUCAAAAUCAUGUCAACAACCAGGACACUAUAUCAAUGGGUACCAUUAAUUCUGUGCUUUCAAGCGCUUCUCUUCAAACUGCCAAAUCUUCUCAUGUACAUUUUACACAGCCUCUCUGGAAUAAGCUUCGACAAGAUUGCUGGUUUAACAAGUGGAUAUGAGAACAUUAACUUAAAAGAGCGUGAUGAUCUGUCUAAGAAGAUAGGACGUUAUAUGUUCAACUGGUGUCAACAGUUUGAGAACUGGUUACCAUGGCGUUUUCUCACAUUACUGUGGCUUAUUGUUAAAUUCCUAUACUGUGUCAACAUCAUUGUACAGAUGUCUCUUAUUGACGCCUUUCUGAGGACAACAGACUCGCCCAUUGAUAAUUCCACCUCGUACGGUGACGUCAUUACUGGUAAUCUCUUCCAAAACAACGCUACAACAUGGAAAGAAUCGCCAGCCUUCCCCCGACAAAUUUUGUGUGACUUCUCAAUCCGUCAGUUACAAAAUAUCCAGAGGUGGACAGUACAAUGUGAUCUGCCAGUCAACUACUUCAAUGAAUAUGUCUACAUGUUCAUUUGGGUGUGGUUUCUCUUUGUUGCCAUAGUUACCUGUCUCAGUCUCCUCCUGUGGUUAUGUAAGACUAUGGUGCCACUGUUCCGUAAACGAUACAUUACAAACGCAAUGGGCCUAGCCGAUGACCUUGACAUUAGAACCAUGCAGUACCAUGACCUUGGUAAAUUCUGUAACCUUAUUGGAGAGGACGGGGUCAUGGCACUCAAAUUAGCUGGGGCCAACUCAUCAGAACUUCUCGUCAGUGAUGUUGUAUAUACCAUGUGGAAAUUAUGCACUAAAGACUCGCGCCCACAGCAAGCUGGACAAAUACUGUCUGUGCCAGAGGUACGGGUCCAACCAGCUACCACAGCAGGACCAGGCAAUGUAACUUACCCUAGACUGGAGGGACAAGAGUUUGACAAUGAAGCCAAGAAAAUAGAUUAGACUGAUUAAAUGAUCUGACUAACUCAUUCAUAUUUUUUGGUAAAAAAUGGAAUUCUUUUAAAAUCUGUAACAAAUGCAUCCUGUACAGACCUUUUGUAUAAAAUGAUUAUUUGUGUGAAGUAUCUUUGCAAAGAACAGAAUUGUUAUAUCAAAGCCUAAUACAGGGGAGACACUUUUGAAAUGUCAUACCAAAUUCUAUGUAAAUGAGAUUAUUUAUUAUCUUCAUCUCAGCUGUAAACAAGUAGCAUAAAAGAGAGAUAUUCAACCAGCUACAAGCCCAAUAUCCAAUGCUUCUUGUUUAAAGAUUAUUUACUAUUGUACAUUUAUUUUCAAAAGUGAGCAGUGUUUCAUUGAAAACAAAUUCAGUCCAUCUUGAUGAAUGUUUACCCAAAUGAACAUAAUUUCCCACAAAGUAUGUAUUAUGAAAAAUAUUAAGACCAGGCUUACACUAAUUUGGUACAUGUGAAUGAAAAUGAAAAGUCAAGGUCUUAUUUCAUUGUUGUAUGUUUUGCUUCAAGUAUUAUCAUAUAUUAUAGCUUGUAAUUAUAACAUAGUUAUCCAUAUUUAGUACCUUUUAUAUAUUUUAUAUCUGAAUAAAAAAUAAGCAUGCA
Messenger RNA from Mercenaria mercenaria, 2236 nucleotides. RefSeq names its product innexin unc-9-like. The transcript has 3 exons. NCBI's taxonomy places the organism in Eukaryota, Metazoa, Mollusca, Bivalvia, Venerida, Veneridae. The record is from RefSeq and is a predicted model, not a curated record. The coding region runs from base 267 to 1625 and encodes 452 amino acids.